Messenger RNA from Quercus robur (English oak), 1270 nucleotides. RefSeq names its product proteasome subunit alpha type-1-B-like. Bases 160 to 1005 code for a protein of 281 amino acids. The record is from RefSeq and is a predicted model, not a curated record. NCBI's taxonomy places the organism in Eukaryota, Viridiplantae, Streptophyta, Magnoliopsida, Fagales, Fagaceae. Gene Ontology annotation, cellular component: proteasome core complex; proteasome core complex, alpha-subunit complex. Gene Ontology annotation, biological process: ubiquitin-dependent protein catabolic process. The transcript is spliced from 2 exons.
AGCUGUUUUAAACUAUUCACUGCUAGAGCUUCCUCUCUUUUGAGCCUACUUGAAGAAGAAGAAAAGAAAAAGAAAAACCUCUAUAAAGACACAGAGAAAGAGAAAGGUUUCGCUGUGAAAAAGCAAAAAAAACGACGUCGUAGAAGCAAGAAGAAGAAGAUGUUUAGGAAUCAAUACGACACGGACGUGACGACAUGGAGUCCGACUGGGAGGCUAUUCCAGGUGGAGUAUUCGAUGGAGGCAGUGAAGCAGGGCUCGGCGGCGAUAGGGCUGCGAUCGAAGACUCACGUGGUCUUGGCCUGUGUCAACAAGACCAAUUCCGAGCUCUCCUCUCACCAGAAGAAGAUCUUCAAGGUCGACGACCACAUCGGCGUCGCCAUUGCCGGACUCACUGCCGACGGCCGUGUUCUCUCCCGGUACAUGCGAUCUGAGGCCAUUAAUCACUCCUUCACUUACGAGUCUCCUCUCCCCGUUGGCCGACUCGUCGUUCAGCUCGCCGAUAAGGCUCAGGUUUGCACACAACGUUCAUGGAAACGGCCCUAUGGUGUCGGUCUUCUGGUAGGUGGCUUAGAUGAAUCUGGUGCUCAUCUUUAUUACAACUGCCCUAGUGGAAACUACUUUGAGUACCAGGCCUUUGCCAUUGGAUCUCGUUCACAAGCUGCAAAGACAUAUUUGGAACGCAGGUUUGAGAACUUCACGAAUUCUUCACGGGAAGAUCUGAUCAAGGAUGCACUUAUUGCAACAAGGGAAACCUUGCAAGGAGAGAAGCUCAAGAGCUCCAUAUGCACAGUUUCUGUGGUGGGAGUUGGAGAGCCGUUCCAUAUAUUGGAUCAAGAAACUGUACAACAAUUGAUAGAUACAUUUGAGCUUGUGACGGAGGAAGAGCCUCCUGCUCCUGAACCUGCUUCUGAACCAGCUGCUGCUGAUCAGGGUGGGGCAGAACAGGGUGCAGGUGCUGAGCAGGGUGCCGCACCUGAUGAAGGCGUGGCUCCAAUGGAUAUUUAGGAUGCAAGGACUAGCCAUGGUCUCUGUAUUGGUGUCUGCAGAUGUUUUCUGCCAUGUGUUUGCAGAAAAGAGUACGGCACCAAUGAAGACCUCAGUUUCUUCCUCAUUUUUUUUUUCUUUUUGGCAUGCUUGCUAUUACCUCAUUAGUGCAAAUGACUGGCACUGGUGAACCUAGAUUUACAUUUGACGUUUAUACUUGAGAUAAAUUAUGAACUUUGUGGUUAUGUUUCUACUGUUAAGUAUCAUGAUAUUCAGGUAUUCAGCA